AUGAACUGGGGUCCAGGUCAGAGGAUUUAUCACAACGCUCUGAUAGGCUACACUGAUGGCAUCAGCAACUUCCGCAAUGAAACUCCCAAACCACCCAGCAAUCUGUUCGGCCCCGGUGGUCGAUAUAGACCCCAGAGCAUUGUAGGCAACACAGGCCAGUUGGGACAGCUUCUGUAUGACCUGACUGGAGUCACAGUGGGCAACUCAGAUCCUAAGAGACAGUGCCAAUUAUGGGCUCUGAAGGAGCCAGAUCCCAAAGAGUGGAUAUUAGGGCUGACGCCAUGCCCUUGUACUCGCACCCAGGCACUGGACAACCUGGCAUUUGGUCCUGAGACGAUCCCAGAGGUGAAUAGCACAUAUGUGCAAAAGCUGCGGGGUUUCCGUUGGGGUGGAACUGCAGGUCAAGUGUUUCAGUCAAUUCUCUUCAACAAGCAAAAUGCAGGAAAAAGAUGUGUGUAUGACUCCCAAGGUCCUCUGCUGGGUGGAUACAGUGAACGCUAUUUUACCAGUGACAAGAUUCAAGAGCACAUGGAUAAGGACCUCAUGCCUUUCCAGUGGUGCUGCGUUCAGUCUCCUCUUUGCCAUCUUUACCUGGCUAAGAGACCACUAGACCAGUGUCAGGGCAGUGGCUGGACACGUUUAGACCCAAGCAUUCCAGAAAGCACUGGAGCACCUGGCCUUGGUUUGGCAUACGGAAGCCUCCACUUGGUUACGUUCGAUGGAACUAAUUACACUUUCAAAGCCAUAGGAGUGUUUGUAAUUGUGCGUCUGUCCUCCAGUAAAGGCUCCAAUGUCUUCACUCUGCAGGGGGAGACAGGGGUGCUAGUGACUAAUGGGCAGCCCAGUCGAGUGCCAGCAUUUGUGCGCUUAGCUGCAUACCACCAAGCCUUCGGCAAGGUGGAAUGGCGAAGCUCUGUGUCAGAAGAGAAGCUCAUUGUUCUAAUCAAUGAUGUGGAGGUUCCAGUGUUUGCAGGGACUGUCCCUAUUCCUGAGAGCCUUCUGUUCACCACUCCUCCCUUGACACCCUUUCAACCUGUGAGCACAGAGCAACUGUUGGCAUCAGUUAGUCCGGACAAAAUAGCCAGUCUUCAGCAGAUGUGCCAGGGCAGCAUGCAAUGUGUGCAUGACAUCCUAGCCACAAACAACACGGAUCUGGGCCUACAGAGCCUGCAGGAUCAAAAGCAAAUCUACAAGCUCGCUGUUAUUUUUGGUAUUAUCCCUCCCAUUGUGAGUGAGCCCACAGUGAUCCGCUGUAAGGUGAACACUACAGUAAGUGUGCAGUUUGUAGCACAGGAUGCUAACAGAGACUCCAUCAGCUUUUCCUUACUUUAUCCACGACCGCCUUUGGCCACCAUAGGAAGAGAUAAUGGUGUUUUGGUGUGGACUCCAUUAAAUAUUCAGCCUGUGCUGCUCACUGUGCAGGUGAGUGACCAUAUGUCCAGCUCUCUGCUUAUUCCCAUUCUGCAGCUCUGCAGCUGUCUGAACGGAGGAACCUGCCAGUACCAAAGUGUGGGAGAGAACCACUUGCAGGGAAAAUUCCAGGUAGUAGGGUGUUUGUGCCCACCAGGUUUUAGUGGAAGAUACUGUGGAAAUAGAACUGAUGUGUGUAAAGGCAAGCCUUGCUUCCCUGGAGUGGACUGCUUUGGUCAGAGAGAGGAGGACAGUUUUAGUUGUGGAGAAUGUCCUCUUCCUACUGUCUUUAAUGACAAACAAGGUUACAAAUGCUUUGAGAAUGAUUUCUGCCUUCCUCCUUCUCGCUUUCCCUGUCAUGAAAUGGCAGACUGCUUCAGCACUGGGUAUAACUACACAUGUCGCUGUAAGCCUGGCUUUUCUGGUGAUGGACAUGAGUGCACAGAUAUAGAUGAGUGUCAGAACCCAGAGACCUGCCCAAAUGCAAAGUUUGAGUGUGUGAACACACCUGGCUCUGUGUAUUGUUCCUGCCGAUAUCAGAACUCCCUGGAGCCCAGUGGCUGUGGUGAUUCACUAAAUCCUACAGGGUGGAAUAUUUUUAAUGUUUCCAUUACCUGGGGCAAUCAAAAGACUGGACAACAGCAGCUGAAACAGCUGGAGGAAAUCCUUUCUAUGGGUUUCCAGAAUAAAUUCUACAGUGCCAGAAUAUCAGUGCCUAGCUCAGGAUCAGAGGAGUGGAAAGAGCAUAGAAUCAACGUGUCCAGUGAUACUCCUCACUGGUACAUCAUGGACUACUUGAACCGAGUCGGUCACUACUACGGCAUUACAUCAGCUUAUGUAGGAGACUUGGAUGAAUGCCACGCCAAUGAGACCUUGUGUACACACCCAGCUGUGUGUCACAACACUUAUGGAGGCUACAGAUGUGUGUGUAAUGGCACAGACAUAAAGGAGGUGCAGUCUUGCAUUUUAGACAGGAAUGAUCUUAAUAGCUCAGUUGUGAUUGGUGCUAUACCACAGGAAGAUAAUAAGCCCCUGAUUCUCGGCUUGAUUCUGGGCAUCGGUAUCCCCCUCCUCCUACUGCUCCUGCUGGCUGCUCUGGCCUGCUUCUGCUGCUGGCACCAGAAAACCGUCACUGGAGAGAUUCCACACUUACUGCCAGAAUAUGUACAAGAGCAUUUCAGUCCUCAUUUUAACUACAGCAAUCCUGCCCUGCACUACAAGAGUCACUGCAGCCCACGUAUCCUUGACAACAUCACACCCAGCAACAAAUGUCACAUUCCAGUUUGUCCCACUUCUGCCACCUGCACUCAUGUCUGCAGCUGUACGAAUGCAGAGGAAGAAAAGAUAAUCAUAUAAAAUGAGAUAUCUAGGAAAUAUUCAUGACU
This is a messenger RNA of Clarias gariepinus (North African catfish), 2795 nucleotides long. RefSeq lists its product as uncharacterized. The record is from RefSeq and is a predicted model, not a curated record. Bases 1 to 2766 code for a protein of 921 amino acids. Gene Ontology annotation, molecular function: calcium ion binding. Lineage: Eukaryota; Metazoa; Chordata; Actinopteri; Siluriformes; Clariidae. The transcript has 16 exons.